This is a messenger RNA of Fukomys damarensis (Damara mole-rat), 6151 nucleotides long. It is a transcript of the gene Clvs2, whose product is annotated as clavesin 2. NCBI's taxonomy places the organism in Eukaryota, Metazoa, Chordata, Mammalia, Rodentia, Bathyergidae. Bases 247 to 1230 code for a protein of 327 amino acids. Gene Ontology annotation, molecular function: phosphatidylinositol bisphosphate binding. Gene Ontology annotation, cellular component: membrane. The record is from RefSeq and is a predicted model, not a curated record. The transcript is spliced from 5 exons.
CGGGUCUUUCGGGAGAGCGAGCUGGGCGCCGCGUUGGUGCUGGGGACGCAAGCUGGGGGUCCCCCACGCUGGACUCUGAAAGCGGGCGACGGGGGUCCUCGAUUGGAGGCGAAAGGAUAUUUCCUGUGAAGGAGAGAAAGCCGGCCGAGGCCAGGCCCGGGGCUCCGGGUGGAGGCGGCCAGGCCGGCUUUGCUGUGGGACGGGUGGGCCACAGCUCGGGAGGGAAAGGCGCGGAGCAGCAGAACGAUGACUCAUUUACAAGCCGGUCUCUCUCCCGAGACCCUGGAGAAAGCCCGGCUGGAACUGAACGAGAACCCGGACACCUUGCACCAGGACAUCCAGGAGGUGAGGGACAUGGUCAUCACCAGGCCGGACAUCGGCUUCCUGCGCACCGACGAUGCGUUCAUCUUACGCUUUCUGCGGGCCAGGAAGUUUCACCACUUUGAGGCCUUCCGCCUCUUGGCCCAGUACUUCGAGUACCGGCAGCAGAACCUGGACAUGUUCAAGAGCUUCAAGGCCACAGACCCCGGCAUCAAGCAGGCGCUGAAGGACGGCUUCCCCGGGGGGCUCGCCAACCUGGACCACUAUGGCAGGAAGAUUCUAGUCCUUUUUGCCGCCAACUGGGAUCAGAGCAGGUACACGCUGGUGGAUAUCUUGCGUGCCAUCUUACUUUCUUUAGAAGCCAUGAUCGAAGAUCCUGAGCUUCAGGUCAAUGGGUUUGUUUUGAUCAUAGACUGGAGCAACUUCACUUUCAAGCAAGCCUCCAAACUCACGCCCAGCAUGCUGCGCUUGGCCAUCGAAGGCCUGCAGGACAGCUUCCCAGCGCGAUUUGGAGGGAUUCACUUCGUCAACCAGCCGUGGUACAUCCAUGCCCUGUACACUGUGAUCCGGCCCUUCCUGAAGGAGAAAACUCGGAAAAGGAUAUUCCUGCAUGGUAACAACCUGAACAGUCUGCACCAGCUCAUCCACCCCGAGAUCCUGCCUUCUGAGUUUGGGGGGAUGCUGCCCCCCUAUGACAUGGGCACGUGGGCGCGGACGCUGCUGGACCACGAGUACGACGAGGACAGCGAGCACAGCGCGGACCCGUACGGCACGCCGGCGAAGGAGGUGGAGAAGGGGCUAUCCCCCAAGUCCAUGAAGAGGUCCCAGUCCGUGCUGGACCCCACGGUCCUGAUGCACAUGGAUAAAAGCGAGGAGGAGAACAUGCAGCCUUUGCUCUCUCUGGACUGAGCUCCGCGCCCACCCAAGCCGCGAAGCGCGAGAGAGGGCACGGUGGGGAGCCCCGGGCCAGCGCACCGUAAUGAGCUGCAAACUCACUUAUUCGUGUUAAUGUAGCGUAAUCUAUACUACGGCACCCGCCCUUCCCAUCUGCUGGAACCGUGGGUGCCCUGGGCUGGAUUUUUUUAAAAGUCAAUAAUUUAUUCUGUAAGUGCCAAGUUCUUUGUAAAUACAAUGUAAUUUCAUGUCAAGUUUGUAAAUUUUGGUAGUCAUUGACUUUGGGAGAGAUUGACAUCAAAGUUUGAGCCAGUGAGAUGAACUCUAAGCAAAAGCAGAAAAUGCGCAUAAACUACCAGUACUGGUUAAACGUAGCCGUAAUUCCGAUGAAGCCGCAUUUCUGCUAUCAUGGUGAAUUGUUUCAUUGUUUCCCUCUGCAACUCCGUGGACACAGGGAACGAAAUCGUUCUAGGAAAUGAGGAGGUGGCUGUUACUGUCCGAUGGAGAGAUUGUCUCUCUGGAGCAGAUGUAGCCCAGGAUGUGCACAGGACUCGCACUCGUGUCUCGGGCAGCAGAUCCGCAGGUGUAGUAAAUCCGGACUCAGCUCCGCCGUUCAGUUUCCACAGUCUCGUACACAGGUCUGUUUCCAUCUAAGAUUCGGAAUCCCGAAAGAGAGGAGAUUCUUCCUACACUGCUGUCUUCACAACCCUCACAUAUUCUGUCUGGUAUACUUGGAGAGUAUUUCCCUCCAAAACUCUGACGGAGAAAAUGAGAACUCACAUGUGAACAGUGUUCUGACAGCUAAUUCCGAACAUAAAAUCUGCCACUUACAAAUAAGGGUCUAAUUUCUAAUUAUUGUGCACCUGCUGAAAAUAUAUAUAUUCACACACAACAUAUUUUUGCUGAGCUCUGAUAAAUCCCUGAUGUGACAGGCUUAUAAAAGAAAUCAUAUAUAUGAAAGAUUGUAGAGAUGUUAUACAUAAUUACAUGGGAUACUAAUUCUGCAAAACCACUGAAGUUAAUGAAAACAAGAAACAGUGAAACAGACUGUAGUGUACCUCUUUAAGGGAAUUCCAAUAUUCUUUCUAAUGCUAUCUUGAAUAUGUGCCACUUUAGUGAAAUAUAUUUUUCCUUAAAAGAAGCAAGAGGUCUCAAUACAGUAUAGAUAUCAGGUGACAAUAAAAUAGUUUUCCUCAGAUUAAAUCCUAGUGUUCCUGUAUUUCACGUUUUCUUUUCAGAAAAGAUUGAAAGAAUACAUUCCUUGUGGAGACAUUUUGAAAGCAUCUGAGGGUAUCUAAACUAGAAGACCUGUUCAGACAUAAAAUCUGUACAUUGUUUAAAAUUUUCUUGCUGAAAAUCUUACAGUUACAGCAAGUUUAAAAUCCUAUUUUAAGUUUUAAAGCCCAAUGUAAAAAGCAAGAUUUUAAUCACUUUUCAAAAUAUGAAUUUUGAGAUUGAGAGUUUAGCAUGAAUGUAUUCUUUGGGGGGAAAAAAAAUCUCCAAGAAUUCUUGGAAACCAACAAAACAGUAAAAGUAUGUAAGAGCCUCUGCAUACUUUUUAGACAAGAAAUUCUGGUUCCAAAUCUACAGCCAAAAAUCUCCAGACCAAAUCAGUAUUCCAAUCAAUGUUUCAAUGAAACAGGCUUGUUAAGGUGCAUAAAUUAACAAGAGCAAAAGACACUCUUAGAGUGGCAACUUCCAAUCAAGGACAGAGAAUAAUGAAUUUAAGGCGCUGUUCUCCCCUUUACUGUUCCAGAGCCCGGAACCACCUGGGAUUAAAGUUGAAGCAGUUCUUGUAAGAACCUAGUCAUUGAUAUGCCUAAUGUUUUGGGUAAUUGGCAUGCGUACCACAGCCCUGGGCUUGUUGUUCUACAUAACUUUGUAUAAGCAGAAGGAUCUCUUGGAAUAAAUAGAAAUAAUGCGAGUACAGUGCAGAAGGGCAAUCAGCUGUUUGUUUCCUUGAGUUUCUCUGGCUGUGCAUCAUCUCCUCUGUUGCCAGUGUUCAGAACCCUACCAGCUUCUGAUGUCCACCUGCACAGACAGUUUCAUCCCUCCGUCACACACUUAGUGUCAUACGUAACAAGACCUAGUAUCAUUUACGAGUCUCCCUGACCCGUGUUCGUAGAUUUCGCAUUCCCAUGGCUGCCUUCUGCUAUUCUUCAGAUGAGCAAUUGAGGGCUGGCUAGGUUGUAUAACAUACUUAAAAGUGAAUGAAAAAAAUGACAGUGAUGACUUUUGAAGUUGUUCUCUCUAGCUUGGUCUGCGAGUCUGUUUCUCCUUCCAGCAAUGUUUUCGAAGCCGCUUAGUGAAGGGAUGUUUUUGUUCCACUUUGUCACUGCUCCUCAGCACCAGCUAGCUGGCACUAUUCAGGUGUUUUCCCUCUUUAUUAUAUUGCCUAGUAAAUGAGCAUGCUGUCUUUAUUCUUUCCCUUUAGCUGCAAUAGUACAGUUCCCUAUUCCACUCAUACACACAUACCCAGGACGUGUCUAAUGACUUUGCCUCUGCAUUUUGAGAGCUACACUUUGCUUUUUCAGUUGUCUUGUUAUUUGAAAUGUGUGAAAAGAGCUACCACACAGACUUGGUUUAAAUAGUCUAUUCGCCCAUUGACUACUUUUUGCUUUUCUCAGUGCUAGGGCUCAAAACCAAGGCCUGGGGCAUGCUGGGUGAGGGCUCUACCGCUGGGACCCUGUUUACAUCUCUCAUGCUGUCUCUGACGUCUUCUACUUCUCAUUUCUGUCUUUCAGCUGUUUUGGGGCCACUGCUUCCAAAACUGGUUUAAAAAUAAAUCACGCCCCUUAUCGUGUCAUCAGUGAUAGUUGCACAGAUUUUGAGUACUGUUUAAAACAGAAGAGAUUAUCAUAAAAAUAUAUGUUAAAAAUAUGAAGAAGUGCCUCUUUGAAAAUGGAAUAAAGCAGUGAUACUGGCAUAUAGAUUUUAUCUGUGCUGUCUUCUAAAAAGUCCGUGUGUACACCUGUAUUAGAAGGGUAAAACAGAUAUGAUUUGGAGAUAUACAUUUGAGAGUUUUCUGUCAAUAUUCUCAUACAGUAUUAAGUCUAUUGUGUAAGUGUGAUACAGUAACUUUAAUCCGUGCUAUUUACAAACCAACACUACGCCAAUGCAAUUUACAAAUAUCAAAUAGAGUUUUCCAGCAAGUUCCUGAAAUGGCCAUGCAUGAUUUCUUUUUAUUUCAAUAAUAGUUUACUAAGUGUAGACAGAGGCAUUUUGUAAGUCUUUCUAUAUAAAAAUGCUUGUUUUUAAUAUUAAAAUUCACACAUUCACAUACAGAAAAGUCAAGCAAGUAGACUCUUUUUCAUAUUGUUAACUUGGUCACGUUGUUAAACAUUUCAAGUUCCUGUAAUAGUCCUAAGGGAAUAGAAAUCUCUCCAUUGUAUCAAGAAAAUGGAGCGUUGUGUUAGACUCUGGGGAACAUGUUCAUGACUCGUCACAAAAAGAAACCUUUAGGGCCAGGGCAGAGGGUCUUCACACCCAGGCUUCUGUUGCUUCCAUAAACAGCCUAAAGGUUUAUGAGAUGUCUGUGAUCCUUUGAAUAAGUCAUAUCGAGGAAAUCUACGUAGAGGCUGCACACUCUUGUGUUGUUUUAUUUAAGGUCUACCUUGUCUGGCUGGUUAAUAAAGUCUCUUUUGUUCUUUUUCUUGUAUAUAUUUAUUAAUGAUUCAUUGAAAGGCUGCCACCAGCCAUGGCAAUAUUCCAGAAAUAUUUCAACACAGAAUAAAAUGAGAAGCUUUCUGGUAUGAGGUCUGAAAUUUAGAUAUGGUGUUUACACAUUUGAUUUCAGUAAGCUCAUGAACCUGUAUUCCAUUUUAGACUAGGUCAAUGGCCUAAAACUCAGCAGUGCAUUUUAAAUUUGUCGGGCCAUUAGAUCGUUCAAGAAAAAGUGGAUUACAUACAGAUAUAUUGGAACAAAAAUGCGUAAAUAUUCUGGGUAUAUAUUAUCUUCAGUAAUGAAAAGGAUUUUUUUCUCUUAUUUUGUGUUCGUUGAAAAGCUGCUUGUCGUAUGUGGUUAGAAGUACCUGACGUGAUGUGUUACUUGAUGGGGAAGAAAGCAGAAAUGCAGAAGAACCCUGGCUUUGUAACAGGAUGAGUCAUGGUCUCAGCAGCUUACAGAAUAUAUAGUUUUUCACAGAUUGAAAUUUUUACUUCAAAAGUAUCUGGAUGCUGACCCUACACAUAAAAAUAAUAUUGUGAAGACUAUAAUUUGGCAAAUAGGGGAUUGGAUUCCCCAGAGUAUAGGGAAAAAAAUCAAAUAGAAAUUCUGUUUGUUGAAACACUGUAAUUAGACCUUUUAUUCAAAAAGGAUGGAGCACAAAUGAGAUUGCUAAAGUAAAAAGAUAUUGAGAAGCCAAAUAAUUAUAGAUACAACAGUGACUUCGGUAUUACGUACUGAAUGGUUUUAACAGUUUGCAAGCGGUUUUGUCAGCAUUUGAUUAGUUUCAAGCCUCAACGAAAGUAUUUCUGUUCUUAAUAAUAUAAGUACAUUGAUUCUGUCAAAAUUAUUCUUUUAGUAAAUUAAAUAGACCUAGAUGAAAUUUAAACUAAAGUUUGACAAAUCUUCUAAGCAUGAACCAAUCCCCAAGUAUUUGAAAAAUUUCAGUGAGCUGUGAUUGGCGUAUUUAUUGCAGUAUACAAAUCAGUGUCUUGUUUCUAACGCAGUUUUUUCCUUUAAAGUUAAAUAAAGCCUCAAAAACCAAAUAACUUUUGUUUUACAAUUUACCUAAGAGAAAAUUAUACAAGUUUUGGCAGACUGUGAAGCACACUAUUUUUAUUUGGCUUAGUUGCUGUUGCUGUUUUUGAGCCUCCUCACACUUCUGUGCGAUUGAAGGGGGUUAUUCCAGUGGGACACUAUAACAUAAAACACUUGAGGGGCCAGGGAUUUAGCUUAGUGGUUCGGUGGCCUGCCUUGCAAGUGCAAGGACCC